This is a messenger RNA of Panicum virgatum (switchgrass), 768 nucleotides long. RefSeq names its product vegetative cell wall protein gp1-like. Lineage: Eukaryota; Viridiplantae; Streptophyta; Magnoliopsida; Poales; Poaceae. The transcript has a single exon. The record is from RefSeq and is a predicted model, not a curated record. The coding region runs from base 1 to 768 and encodes 255 amino acids.
AUGAGCGAGCUUCCUCGUCCGCCGUGCCGGGAGGACUCUCCACCUCCCGACGACAAGCCCACCACCCCCAACUCCCCCGCCGGUGGAUCUAGAGCACUCAACCCCUCCGCCACUCCCUUCACACCCUCCACUGCGGCCAGCACUUCUAGGUCGCCGGAUGGGCUCUGCUUCAGCAUCCCAACCUCGGACUCCGACGAGGAGGAUCCUGUGUCAUGGUCGCCUCUGCACGCCUCCCUGAAGGGAAAAGAACCCAUGGUCGCCGACAAGACACCCCCGCCGUCUUCCAGACGGGAGCCCCCCCCCCGGCGGGUGGCUUCAUGGUCGAUGCUCGACGGGCCAUGCCGAGGCAAGCCCCGCAUGUCCCCUCUUCUGGUGACAUCCUGCGAGGUUCAUCUCUGCAUCGUCCCCGGUCGCCGGCGCGUGCCUCCUUCCCGCCCGCGGCAGGGCGCGCCGCAGCAACAACAGCCGUUCGCAAUGGUCCGACUACUCGCCGUCACCCCCGGGUUGAUGAAGACGGCUUCUAGUUGGUCAUCUCCAGGCGCCACGCCCGUGCUGAGCGGGCUGCUCGCUAUGGCCUAUGGGCGCCCCGCUCCGGUUCGCAGGCCGGUCCCGGCGGACCUUGUCGGUCGCUGCUUCAACUACUUAUCCUACGACGACGUCGCCGCGCGGUGCCCUAACCCCUCACGUUGCCUGCGCUGCGAGGGCGUUGGCCAUUCCGCCAAGAACAGCAAGCGGGCGCGGCGGGGGCCGGCUCCUGCGCGCGGCUGA